Carassius auratus (goldfish) is the source of this 2469-nucleotide messenger RNA. Its product is annotated as cerebellin-4-like. NCBI's taxonomy places the organism in Eukaryota, Metazoa, Chordata, Actinopteri, Cypriniformes, Cyprinidae. The transcript has 3 exons. The record is from RefSeq and is a predicted model, not a curated record. Bases 441 to 1049 code for a protein of 202 amino acids. Gene Ontology annotation, molecular function: protein binding. Gene Ontology annotation, cellular component: synapse.
AGAGACCGAGAGGAACCUUCACAGACGUGCGAAGAGGGUCAUUAUAGUUUCGCUUUAGUUUACGUGCUUAGUUUUAUGGCGUUAAACUACUAUGGACAAAAUUUGUCUGUUGCGCAGGCAUUGUGGGUAAUUAUCCAAGUGCGCACUGAGCGGAUUUUACGCGGAGUCGCCAGGAACCUACGGUGAACCCGCAACUCUCCAAACCUCGCAUGACCGAUCCGCCGGAGUUGAAAACUAUCACAAUCUUAAGGAAAUAAGUCUAACAAUUAAAAAAAAUGAAUAUAGACAUAAAGUUGGUGCUUCCACCUACGCGCGUUUGGUGAUUUGUAAAUGAGCAGCUGGUGUCCGGACCGAUGUUUGGCGUAAACGAGCACAAACACAGAGCAGAAGCGAAGUGAAGAGACCCGUUUGGAUUUUGGCUGCGCUGGAGAUCGUUCAUCAUGGUGUCUGUGAAGCGCUUUAAUAAUGCGCGUGUCGACUGCGUGGCUCUGUUGUUCUGCCUGGCCGUCAUGUGGGAGCUCGUUUUGGCUCAGAAUGACACGGAACCCAUCGUCCUGGAGGGCAAAUGUCUGGUGGUUUGUGACUCGAACCCCGCCGACUGGAAGAGCUCGUCCUCGCCGCUCGGCAUCUCCGUGCGCGCCGCCAACUCCAAAGUGGCUUUCUCCGCGGUGAGGAGCAACAACCACGAGCCCUCGGAGAUGAGCAAUAAAACGAGAAUCAUAUAUUUUGACCAGGUUCUUGUCAACAUAGGAAACUAUUUCACACUGGAAUCCGUCUUUCUUUGUCCCCGGAAAGGAAUCUACAGCUUUAACUUCCACGUUAUUAAAGUGUACCAGAGCCAGACUAUACAAGUGAAUUUAAUGCUGAAUGGAAAGCCAGUGAUCUCUGCCUUUGCCGGUGACAAAGAUGUGACGCGGGAGGCCGCCACCAACGGAGUCCUGCUGCACCUCAACAAAGAAGACAAGGUUUAUCUGAAACUGGAGAAGGGCAAUCUGGUAGGCGGAUGGCAGUACUCCACCUUUUCUGGCUUUCUUGUUUUCCCUCUGUAAAGCAAACAGAAAGACCUCCAUCUUUGCUGUCCAAUUGUCAUUGUGUAACCGGUCUUUCAGCAUUUAUUGGAGGAUCUCAAAUGGAAUCAUAAUUCCAGACAUUCAUUCAGCUGUUGUCAGUACAGACUACUGGAAAAAAGCAACAGUGACGGUGAAUCUGGAGAGAGGACAUCUUCUUCAGUGCAAUAUCGCUUUCUCCUGCAAGUCGUUCUUUGUGUCUCCAGGAGGUUCAGCACAUUUUUUCAGACUCUUUGUUUGUUUCGUUGUAGAUGUUUGUGUUGGUUUUCUUUAGCGUGUGGUUUUUAAUGAAAUGAGGAAUCCUGAUCAUAAUCUCUUAAUAUGGACAUUUCCUCGCAGAAAGGAAAUGCAUGAAACAUUCUGGCCAAUUGAGGGUUCAAUAUUAAAAAAAAAAAAAGGUUAUAUGUUAUAGUAAUUAAUAAUUAAUCAAUUCUAUUAUCGCAGAUGCAAUUUAACUUUCAGCCCUAUAGAAGAUGUAGAUGAGUUUGUUUGUUUGUUUAUCAGAGCAGAUUUUUAGAAAUUUAGUAUCACAUUACUUGCUCGUGAAUGGGUGCCGUCAGAAUGAGAGUCCAAGCAAUAAUCCACAAGUAAUCCACACCACUCCAGUCCAUCAGUUAAUGUUGUUUUGUGAAGUGAAAAGCUGCAUGUUUUUAAUAUACAAAUUCAUCACUUAAGCGUUUUUAACAUCAAGCCAUUGCUUCUGGCUCAUAUACAAGUCCAUAAGUGUCUCGUCUGAUCAAAACACCGUUCAAACACCAUUUACAAGCAAAAAUAGUUUUAACCAAAUAUGUUUGAUGUGAGACAAUAGCACAAGGAGCUUUCCACUGAAGGAAGAAUGGUUGAUGAGCUCACAUUUUGGUCAAAAUCUACCGUUUAGGGUUAAAAUGCCUGAAAGGGUUAGUUCACCCAAAAUGAAAAUUCUGUUAUUAAUUAUUCAGCCUCAUGUCGUUCCACACCCGUAAGAACUUUGUCUAUCUUUGGAAUACAAAUAAAUAUAUUUUUGAUGACCCAAAUGUUGUCAGAUUUCCUUCCAUUCACUGCCUUUGAAACUUCACCUUUGAUGCUUCAAAAACUUCAUAAAGACAUCAGAAAACUAAUCCAUAUGAAUCAAGCGGUUUAGUUCAAAUGUUCUGUAAAUAAUUAAUAGUUUUUUUUUUUAUGAUGAACAGAUUUAAUAUAGACUUUUACUUGAAUGUAAACAUUGUUCUGUAUAUGUACAUAAGCAGCAGCUCAUCCGAACCUGAAUAACACACAAGAACUGAGCUCUUCCAGAAGCUCAAACGUUCAGCGUGACACACAUGAAGAUGAGUAAUUAAUGACAGGAUUUUUAUUUUGGGGUGAACUGACCCUUUAAUGAUAAAUGUGUUUCUUUCAAACAUUCACAAGAUGUUCAUUGAUGGAC